Messenger RNA from Bufo gargarizans (Asiatic toad), 3194 nucleotides. It is a transcript of the gene GAD1, whose product is annotated as glutamate decarboxylase 1. Gene Ontology annotation, cellular component: presynaptic active zone; cytoplasm. Bases 1 to 1773 code for a protein of 590 amino acids. Gene Ontology annotation, molecular function: glutamate decarboxylase activity; pyridoxal phosphate binding. The transcript is spliced from 16 exons. Lineage: Eukaryota; Metazoa; Chordata; Amphibia; Anura; Bufonidae. Gene Ontology annotation, biological process: GABA biosynthetic process. The record is from RefSeq and is a predicted model, not a curated record.
AUGGCUUCUUCUUCUCCUCCUUCUUCCAGUGCCAACCAGGACUCCAAUCCAUCUAAUCUGCGACCUACAACCUAUGACACCUGGUGUGGGGUGGCACAAGGAUGCUCAAAAAAGCUGGGACUAAAGAUAUGUGGCUUUCUGCAGAGGAACAACAGCUUGGAGGACAAGAGCAGAAUUGUGAGUUCCUUCAAAGAGAGACAAUCGUCCAAAAAUCUUCUGGUCUGUGAGAACAGUGAGAAAGAAUCCAGGUUUAGACGUACCGAGACUGACUUCUCCAACCUGUAUGCCAGAGAUUUACUGCCUGCCAAGAAUGGAGAAGAACCCACCAUGCAGUUUCUUCUAGAGGUGGUUGACAUUCUCAUGAACUACGUAAAGAAAACCUUUGAUAGAUCCACCAAAGUCCUAGACUUCCACCAUCCACACCAGCUUCUGGAAGGAAUUGAGGGCUUCAAUCUGGAGCUGUCGGACAACCCUGAAUCCCUUGAGCAGAUCCUGGUGGACUGCAGGGAUACUCUGAAGUAUGGAGUCAGGACAGGUCAUCCCAGAUUUUUCAAUCAGCUGUCAACCGGAUUGGAUAUGAUUGGUCUGGCUGGGGAGUGGUUGACUUCAACGGCAAAUACAAACAUGUUUACAUAUGAAAUUGCACCGGUUUUUGUCCUGAUGGAACAAAUAACACUCCGGAAAAUGAGGGAAAUAAUUGGUUGGAAUGGAAAGGAUGGAGAUGGCAUUUUUUCACCUGGAGGAGCGAUAUCCAACAUGUACAGUAUCAUGGCUGCUCGAUACAAGUAUUUCCCUGAUGUGAAAACCAAAGGCAUGGCUUCUGUCCCCAAACUAAUAAUCUAUACCUCAGAACAUAGUCAUUAUUCAAUGAAGAAGACUGGAGCAGCGCUGGGAUUUGGUUCAGAGAACGUGAUCCUGGUCAAAUGUAAUGAGAGAGGAAAGAUCAUUCCUGCAGACCUGGAGGCCAAAAUCCUUGAAUCGAAACAGAAGGGCCACUUUCCACUGUACGUGAAUGCUACUGCUGGGACCACAGUUUACGGAGCGUUUGAUCCCAUUGACGAAAUGGCAGAUAUAUGUGAAAAGUACAACAUUUGGCUUCAUGUGGAUGCUGCGUGGGGAGGUGGACUUCUCAUGUCCAGGAAGCAUCGUCAUAAGAUGAACGGGAUAGAAAGAGCUGACUCCGUGACCUGGAAUCCCCACAAGAUGAUGGGUGUUUUACUCCAAUGUUCUGCAAUUCUCCUAAAGGAAAAGGGUAUACUUCAGGGAUGCAAUCAGAUGUGUGCAGGAUACCUCUUCCAGCAAGACAAGCAAUAUGACAUAUCAUACGAUACCGGAGACAAAGCAAUACAAUGUGGCCGCCAUGUGGAUAUAUUCAAAUUCUGGUUGAUGUGGAAAGCAAAGGGCACUGUAGGGUUCGAACAACAGAUCAACAAAUGUUUGGAGCUCUCCGAAUAUUUAUAUUCCAAGAUCUGCAAUCGGGAAGAUUUUGAGAUGGUCUUCAGAGGAGAGCCUGAGCACACAAAUGUCUGCUUCUGGUACAUCCCCCCAAGCCUCAGAGGUAUGCCCCCAAGCCAAGAGAGGCAAGAAAAACUGCACAAGGUGGCUCCAAAGAUAAAAGCUCUAAUGAUGGAAUCUGGAACAACAAUGGUGGGCUAUCAACCCCAGGGAGAAAAGGCAAACUUCUUCCGAAUGGUCAUCUCAAACCCUGCAGCCACCAAAUCAGAUAUUGACUUCUUGGUGGAAGAAAUUGAGAGAUUGGGUCAAGAUUUGUAAUAAAUGUGCCAAAUACACUGAACCCUCUAUGUUGGAGAAAUCUUCUCCUAAUCAGUUGAAUAGUAUUUUUGUUUUUUGGUGAAAGCAAAAGAAACCCUCCCUCAGUACAGCUCCUCUCUGGCAUCUUAACAAACAUAGGUUGCUGAAGUGUAUAUGUAGAGAAAAUAUUAUCUAACCCGUGUACAGUGACAACUGGCAUAAAUGUGUUUGUUAAGGUUGUCAGAUAUGUACAAAAUCCAAAAUAACCGAGUGUUGUAAUAUGUAUUCACUUGUAUGUCUGUCUGUGUGAAUAUUUAUGUACAGGGCCGGCCCUUGACAUAUGUAGUGUAGGCCUUUGCUUAGGACAGUAAAUAUUGAUAGGACAGGAUUCUCGAUGAGUUAAGAAGGGAAAGGCUAAACCUGAUAACCAUGAAAUAUGGAAUGUUCCUCAAAGCCAAGGAGCUCGGGAUGGUUUGUUUCACUUGUACGGCAAAUAUAAAUUUUUCCCAAUAUGUAAUAAGACAUUAACACUUUGUGUAUAGAUUCCUUCACUCACUAGUGUAAUGUUGCAUCCACCCAGCGAGGUAGGUUGUAUAGGAAACUACUUUUACAACACACCUACCAUUUUCAUCAUAAUCUCAUGGUAUAUUAAGGCCCUAUUACAUGGGAUGAGGAUCGGGCCAAUUAUCAGGAAUGAAUGUUCAUAUGAAUGCUUGUUGCCGUUAAUUGUCCCAUGUAAAGGGGUCCCAUCACCAAGCAAAUCUUUCAUGCAGCACCUAUACAACCAUCCUGCCAACAAAAUGCAAACUGGCCAUGUGAGAGAACCCUUACCGGUAUAAACAUAUGAAAGGAAAUGAAUGGUGUGUCUCAAGAUGAAGCUUAUGUUCUCCUAUACAUGUUGUCAAUUGCUAGGAGAUAGGCCACUACCAGAAAUUCCCUUGCAAACACUUCAUAGAGGCUUUUGUGAAAUGUGUUUUAGCAUUUAUGGUGGCCUGUUACUUUUAAUACUCAAACAUAAUCCUCUAAAUAAUGACAAUGUAACUCCACAUGUUGUAAUUACUAUUCCAUACCUUUCCUGAAUCUGUAUUUCUAAAUGUCUGUUCUUGGAGGCCUCCUCUCUUACGGCAUUGUGCAGGCUUGCCUGGUGAGCACUUGACUUCCAUUUCCACUUAAAGGGGUUUUCCAGGAGUUAAAUUCUCAGGUUAAGUCAUCCAUAUCAGAUAGGUGGAGGUCCGACUCCCAGCACCCCUGCUGAUUAGCUGUUUGAAGAGGUCAUGGUGCUUCAGUGGGCGCCACAACCUCUUCCUAGGCCACUGACGUCAUGUUCAUUGGUCAACUGAAUGGGGCUGAGCUGCAAAACCAAACACAGCUACUAUACAAUGGACAGCGCUGUGCUUGGUUUGCUGUGAGGAGGCGGCAGCGCUCACCUGCCUUUUCAAACG